CUUAAAUUAAAUUGAAACUGAAUCUAAUUAGUAUAUGAAGCCAAAAGACAAAAUACUUCAAAUCGGGUGUGGAAACUCAACUCUUGCUGAGCAGUUGUACGACUCCGCUUUUCGAAACAUGUGUAACAUUGAUCUCAACGCCACUGUGAUCAAACAGAUGAAAAAGCGAAAUGCGAAAAAUCGACCUGGGCUUCAUUUUGAAGCGAUGGAUGCGACAAAUUUAGCUUACGAUAAGGAUACUUUUAACGUUGUUCUGGAUAAGGGUACAGUUGAUGCCUUGUUUUCUGCAGGAUCGGAACAUUCUGCUGAUUUGACCAAAACCAAUUUCGAUUCUUUUUGUGAAAGCGAAUCAGAUAUAUCAAGUUUCCAGUUGUUUUCCGAAACUGAAAGAGUACUAAUGGCUUCUGGUAGAUUUGUGUGUGUGACUUUAGCCCAGCCUAUUGUGUUGCGAAGAGUUUUGUGCUACUUUUUGAAAAAAUCAGAGUUUUCGUAUAUUGUGAGAAUGCAUCAUGUCAAACUUGAGAAGUCGUUUGACAUGCCAACUUUUUGUCUCGUUUUGUUCAAGAUGAAAGCGGGGCUUAAAUUGCCAACAGUCUUUGAAACUGAUUUCGGUUCUGGAAGUGCGUUUAAAUGCAAAACUGCCGACCAGUUUCUGGUUGAAAUUGAAUCGUUCCAGAAGCUUUACUUCUUAUCUCGCAAAGUCACAUCUCUGAAAGGCGAGAGUUCAGGAUCUGUUUUCACAGACAUGAUGAGUUCAGAAGGGUCAAUUAGGUACAGAUGCUAUGUGGUCAAUAACCAAAAUGUGAAGAAGCCUUCCUACGCAGUGUUCGUCUGUCCUCAGUUUGGCGAAAGUGAGAACAUUUGGCUUUAUUUGACCUCAAAAGGCAGAAUGGAGUUGGUCUGCUCUCAUAUCAAACAGUACAGCAGAGUGCUGUUAGUCAUGUUGAAUCCAUUGGUCAAUUAUGGAGGAUUAGAUAGCAUUAAGGGCGAACUUAGCAGCAGUGUAAUGGCGUUUGCGCCAGAUGGAUUGCCGGCGUCCUUCAAGACUCCCUUCCUCUCAAUGGGAACAGUGAUCGGAUCAGAAGUCAAAAUUCUAACUGAAUUCUCAACAGAAAAGACUGACGAUUCACUGAGUAUAAUCAAGUAUUCAAAACAAACCGAAGAAGAAACCAAUCAGUAUUCAAAACAGUUGAUAAGCAACAAGAAUCCCUUCAAUUUCAUCUGCUCUCUGAAUUUUGAAGAUGAUAGCGAUAAGUUAACAGCGUUCAAAUCUUGCGAAUUGUCUGACUUUGAAUUUUUAGUUGCCCUGGUAAUUUGCAAUAUAGAUGUGAAAAUAGCGAUGACAAAUCACAAGUUUUCUGUUAAUGUUUUUGGUAUUCGGUUUUUUGCUCUGGUUGCGUUUUUUGAUCAGAUUCUAUCAACCAGUAUUGAAUCGAGAUGUUUUGAGAAGGACAAGGAGUUAAUUGGAUUCGUAAAAGAGCACUUUGUUGAUGGCAGAAUGAGCGAUGAUUGUUUGGCCCAUGUUAGCGACUGUCCCGUUUUGAACUCUCAGAAAGUGUCGCAAAACAAAAUGAAAGCAGAUGCUGUCGUCCUUGAUUCUGAUUGGCUGUUCUCUGUCGGCCAAUCAGAUGAGAGUGAUGAGAUUGAUGCGAUGAAAUUGGGACAGCAACUACUCACACAGAUAUCGGACUCUCUUUUGCCAACUGGUUGUGUCCUGAUGCGUCUGCAGGACAGUCAAAGUUGGCGAGAGACGAAUUGUAGAGAUGUGACCUUUGAGGAAAUGAAUGAACUAGUGAUGCGUAUGAGCAAAUCUGUGUUCACACACGUAGCAGUUGUGAAGAUGAAGAAAUGGGAGCAGAAGUUACUCAUUCUAUCUCAAAGCUCCCUCAAGAGUCUCAAUGUGUUCGACUGUGGUAUCAAAUUCUUCAAAUCUCAGUUUUCGUUUAACCCCGAACAGCUGCAGGAAAUUGUGGAAGUUAUCAAGUUUCUCUGAAGACGCUUAAGUCAUUUUCUUUGGACGCAAAAUUUGUGGACCAAAAGAUUUUUAUGCAAUGAUGAUGCUCACUUACAUCUUGUUGGACUUCUUAGAUUACUUGAUUUGGUUAAAAAGGUUUUGAAAAUCUGAUUGCUAUUUUGUGUUUAGGACUAAAUUAAAUUCAAUUAAUUUACACAAUAGAAAAAAUGUGUUUGUGAUCAAAGUAAAAUAUAUGUGAUAUUUUUCUGA
Molecule: messenger RNA, 2224 nt
Organism: Symsagittifera roscoffensis
Lineage: Eukaryota; Metazoa; Xenacoelomorpha; Acoela; Convolutidae
Product: eEF1A lysine and N-terminal methyltransferase-like
Exons: 6
Coding region: 35-1993 (652 amino acids)
Source: RefSeq, a predicted model, not a curated record